CCACAGUGUCUCCCGGCCUAGUGGAAACUAAGUUGACUACGGCAAGGUUGAGGAGAGUUAAGGACUGUGCAUGUGAGCAGCAGUCUUUACAGAUCUUGACCCCCGGAAACUUUUCUUUUCUUCUAAACAUUUGAGCGAAUGACUUAAUCAAAGGAAAACAAUUCGAGCAAAAACAAUUUACAACAGCAGCCUUUAACAUUGAAGUUUUAUGUAACUUUUCUGCAGCCUUCAGUCGACAUGACGUUUUGCUUAAGGAUUGCACUGCUUGUAAGUCUUAUUAUUGGGACACAUACACAAGACUUUGAUCUGUUGGAUGCUUUGGGUGAUCCAGAUCCAGAUCCUACUCCAGCAAAGCCCAAAGAUACUGAUGGCUUUGAUCUUUUCGAUGCAUUUGGCCCAGACACUGUGACAAAGAAACCAGUGGCCCCACCCCCUAAGGAUGGUGGAGCUGGAGGUGAUGACUUCAAUAUUUUGGACGCCUUUGACAAUGAGCCGAAGAAACCAGAUCCAAAGAAACCGUCUGGAGGUGGAAUUGAUGGCUUUGAUCUAGAGGAUGCUCUUGGUCCAGACCCAAAGCCUGACAAACCUGCUGUUGUUCCACCUAAAAGUGGAGGCACUGGAGGGGGCUCCUUUGAUGACGGGGACCUUUUUGACAUAGGCAAUGAUAAUGAGUACAAGCCUGAUGGAGGCAAACCGGGAGGACGUGCCAGUGACCCUGGCUCCAACCAGGGAGGUGGUGCAGAUCAACCUCAAGAUCUAGAUCAUCUGUGGGGCCAGUUCCUGAAGCUUCUAGAUGCUAACAUGCCAGCGGAGGUCCAAGUUUGGAUAAACAACUUGAAACGUGUAGUGAAACCCCUGUUAGAGAGAGCCAAUGAACUGUUUGAAGUGGGCCAGUGAGUCUUGAUGGCUCUCUGGAAGCCCUGGCCUUUUCUGUUUGCUCCUUGGGUAGGACUGUGUAGGGUGUAUAGUUUUCUUGGGAUCUAGGCUUUUGAGUUUCUUUUGAAACCCAGAACAAACUGUACAACUGUGCGUUCUUCUGUUAUAAUAAUGACUUCUGUCAGAUAUGGAAAAGGGUUUGUUUUCUCUUGAUGGACUGGGUGAGUCACCCGUCAACACCCCACCCUUCCUUUUUUCUUUUUGAUGUGAUUUUUUAUCAUACAUGUUUAUCACGUGAUUGAUUACACCUGAACAUGUGUUCGGUCAAUGGUUGUUAGAACCAUUUAUGAGCCAUUAUUUAAAAUAUCAGUGAAGCAGGGUUGGGAGUAAAGAGAGAAAUGGCUCCAAAGUACUCGUACAAGGUCAAGCUGACUGCUGUCAGUCAAAAAGUUUUUUUUAUUGUCUUCACUAUUCUACACACUGUAGUUGUUCAUGAUCCAGUGAUGACUACUAUUUUCACUGAAGGCAUACAAUACAUAAUUGCCCAUGUCUGCUGAAGUUGUAAAUAAUAUGCCUCAACAUUCCAUUUUGAUACUGAAGGAAACAUCAAUGUCUGGCAAAUACAGACAAAUAUUAAGAUACUGUUUCACAAUGGUGUUAACACAAGCCUUUUAAAUAUGAAAUGCUUGAAGAUAGACCAGCUGAAGUGACAGAAAUGUUGGACAGCUAAGAAGGCCCUUGGGUUCAUUUUGAUCUGAAAAAACAUCCCUUUCCCUACCAUAGCUGCUGUUAAUUCUCACUCUGAAGCUACAGCAGCCCUUCCCCCUGUCAGCUCUGGUCUGCAGACAUUCCUCACGUUACAUGAAGUCCAAACACAGGUGAAGGAUUUGACACGUUUUGACAAGUGCAGAACACACCUUGACGUUCUCCACGUGGUGCUAGCUUUAAGCUCCUUAAAUCAUAUGGGGUAACCCUAUCUGCCAAACUGGACUAUAGUUUGCCUUAUGGAGUUGUUUCAUGUUCAGUAUAUUGUGUUGUUGUUAUUGAUAAUAGAGAAAUAUGUUUGUGGUGGUGAAUACAUUUGUCUUGCUUGCCAGUCUGUAUAAUUUUACCAGGAUACCUUUCUGUAUGCUUUUUUCCAAAACACAAUUUGGUGUGGUUGGUAUUAGAUUGGUUUUAGAAGAGCGGUUGCUUGUGUUUGAGAACUUGAAUGAGCCUGGGUUGUCGUUGUGUGUUGUUCUUUUGGUCUUAAUAAAACCUGUUAAACGUU
This is a messenger RNA of Osmerus eperlanus (European smelt), 2146 nucleotides long. It is a transcript of the gene cd99, whose product is annotated as CD99 molecule. Gene Ontology annotation, biological process: homotypic cell-cell adhesion; positive regulation of neutrophil extravasation; T cell extravasation. The coding region runs from base 238 to 897 and encodes 219 amino acids. Gene Ontology annotation, cellular component: plasma membrane. The record is from RefSeq and is a predicted model, not a curated record. The transcript is spliced from 13 exons. Lineage: Eukaryota; Metazoa; Chordata; Actinopteri; Osmeriformes; Osmeridae.